ACCCAUGACAUGGGGAGUAAAAUUUCCUUCAGCAGAAGAAGGAGUGACCAGUAUACAGUCUCUGAAUUAACCACUGUGACAUCGCACCCUUGUAGUUCCUUUCAUGCACCUACAGACUGCAAAGAGGCACCUAGAGAUACAGAAUGCAGUGAGGAGAGCCAGGAUUCUAAAUGGGGGGAGGAAAUGAAAGUGAAAAAUCUAUCUGAACCUUUAUCUGCAUCCCAUUCAUCAGAGACUCUGAAAUCCGAAGGACCUGUUGAUACUAACUUGCAACCAAAUGCCACGUCACAGUUAGCGAUGGAUGCAAAGGCUGAAAUGGCACCUGCAAGUGUGUGUCACUUGACAGCAACCAAUAAUGGAUUACCUUUGGCCGGUCGAAGGAAAGGUGGUCGUCCUAGAAAAAUAAAACCCUCAACGCUUGAGGAUAAAGUGUGUACUACUACUAACGACCCUGUGGCAGAUGAACAUGGAGAGAUCGGCACUGCAAUGGAAGUGCCAACUUGCUCAGAAAGCCACACUGCUGAGGCUGUACCCAACAACGUCAAAAGUCUCUUAAAUGAGUUGCCUCACAAUGAGACCGCUGGAACUUGUCCAGUCCCUGAUUGCAGAGCAGAGGAUGAUGUCCCUUUGGGGUGUAAAAGAACACGAGCAAGACCAACGAAAAGGGAGAUUGCAGUUAUUAAAAAUGUUGUUUCCGAGGCUCUUUUUGUUAAUGAGCCUGGAAGUCCGACACAAAAACUGAGAAGUAAAAAAAAAAAACAUUUCUUAGCACUAGAGGAAAACAGCUGCUCUGAUGUUAUGGUUUCCCCAAAAGAAAUGGAGGUGUCUCCUACUCCUGAAAGUAGCGCAAGACUUGACGUUAUUGAAAAAUCUAACUUGCAAAUUGAUUACCAAAUCCCUGCUAAAGUUUUCAAACCAGAUGUUUCUCUGGAGGCUGUGGUUGUGGCAAGUGGUGACACAGGUUCUGCCGAUGUAGCAGAGAUUGGAAAACUGCAAGGUGGGGAUGGAGAGCACCUGCAAACUGUUCCAGACAAAAACUCAAGACAACUGUCCCCGAGGCCUGUAGAAUGUGAUACAGACAAGCAGGUGGAAAGGGAUGGGGAGCAUAUACAGGUGAACAGUGGUGGAAACGGAGUUGACCUGUCACCUCGGUCUGUAGAAGGAGGGACAGUGGCGCAAAGGCACAGUGACCAUCAGCAGGCUCUUUCAGAUAGUUGCCUGUCGCCACAGUCUGUAGAACUGCAGCAACCAAAAGGAGCUGAAGGUCUCUUGCCUCAGAUUUCCAAGCAAGCAGAUCAACAAAGUGGCAAUGAUGUGCCGGCGUCUUCUGAAGAAGCACCUGAACCGGUUGAGAUCCCCUCUGUUGUCAAAGUGGAAAACGAAGAGGAACCGUUGGAUCAUUUAGAUCCCUUGUCCAAGUCAAAUAAUCCUAGCUGUUCUCAACAGAUUGCAAAAAUGACCAGCAGUUCUGAAGGUCAGUACAUUGAACAAAGCGUUUUAAGGCGAAGAAAAGGCCGCAUGAGAAGAAGGAGAAUAACUAUUUUGUUACGUCAAGAAGAUAAAGUUGAAACUCAACAUGAAACAGACUGUGGUGAUACAAAUACAGAGGCUGAUAAAAACAUAAGCUACACCCAAAAAGGGUCUAAAACCCUGUUGAAAUGUGGUGUCUGUAGCCGCACAUAUAAAUUUAUGUCUCAGUAUGUCAUACAUCAACGCGUUCAUACAGGAGAGCGACCCUUUGAAUGCCCUGAAUGCAAAAGAGGUUUCAGCAAGAAAUCAAACUUAAAUCUACAUCUUAGGACGCACGUGAAGAAUACCUUAAAUAAAGAAUGUACAUUUUGCAAAGUUACAUUCUCAGAUGACAAGUAUUAUAGUCACAUGAAGAUGCACACUAAAGUGCAGGAACGAGAAGCUGUCAUGUUAAAUGCGGAGGACAGCCCUGUAGAAACUCUUCAGAGAGCUUUGGCCCCUGAAAAGAGUGAAAGCAAAGUGUGCCAGUACUGUGGGAAGUCAUUCAAAUUUCAGUCUGCCCUCAUAAGACACGAACGUGUCCACACUGGGGAGAAGCCUUACAAAUGUGCUAUUUGUGGCAAAGCCUUUGGCCAGUCAUAUUUCCUCCGUGUGCAUGAGCUGACACAUUGGUCGGUAAAGCGUUACAACUGCACAGGCUGUAAAAAGUCCUUCAGUCAUUAUAGCAAUGCAAAAAACCAUACAUGCCGACCUCCAGGAAGCAACUCCCAGAUGCAGCCCAGCGAUCAGGUAGCAAAGGCUUCAUUGACCUACUCGUGCCACAUCUGUAAAAAUGUUUUGGAGAGCCUGCAAAAGUUCAACAAGCACAUGAGAGAUCACAUAGGUACAAAGCUAUAUCGCUGUUUGUAUUGUGAUAAACUGUUUGGUCUGCUAUCCGAGUUUCAUGCCCAUUGUAGCAUGUGCCAAGGAGAAAAAAAUGGCUCCUGUUUUGCGGUCAAGGAGGAAGAGAGAAUGUCAGUGGUAGAGUACACAGUCUCUGCGCAUAGGUUUUCAUCAGAACAGAAAUCAGACUCCUCUCCCAUAAAUGGCAAUUGUGAAACUUACAAAAGGCCACCAUCCCAGAUCAACUGCAAGAACUCUCACUUGGUGAAACCCUUCCAGCCGACAGUCACACCGACACGUCUUCGCUCUCAUUUUGUGUCCAAAUUGAACAAACUCGACAACAGAUCGGACCCCAGGAGCUAUUUAUGCCCCAGUUGUGGUCGUCUGUUCAGACACAUAGGCAGACUUCGAGCCCACAUGCUCACUCACGCUCCACAUCAGCGUUACACAUGCUCCUGUUGUGGGAAAAUGCUUCAAAACUGGACCAAACUGUGGCGUCAUCAAAGAGUCCACCGACAACGUCGAGGUCGUUUCACGUGUACAAUAUGCGGGAAAGGAUUCCGUUUUGUCGAGUCGUACAAAAAACAUAUGAGCGAGCACCCGUACUUCCGCUGGAUUCAGUACAAGCCUAAGACGGUGUUCCUGCCUUAUAAUUGUGAUCAGUGCACAAGUCGUUUUAAAACUCUUGAUUUGUUGUUCAGUCACCAAAUUUGCCAUUUCUCAGCACAGGUCACACGCCAAGACUCAGUUUUUGAUCUGUCCAUGGAUGAUCAUUCACCACAGUCGAAUAGCAUGUUAAAUCCUACUCCAAAGCACCAAUCAGCAACAUUGUGUCAUGAACUGGGAAACAAUGCCCUUGUGCCAUCAGUCCCAAAAGGCAAUGCUCUUUUGGGCCCCACAAAUCAAGUCUUGCAUCCAAGGGACUCCCCUAUCCUGACUUUGAAUUUAUCUGACCAAAAGCAGGAUUUUGGUUUGAAUAAGACUGCCCAAAGUCCCAGAAACACACAUCGUAUGCAAAACAAAGCCCUCAGUUGCCACAGAAAAGAUGGAAAUGUGAUGAAAAAGCAAAAAGCAUCUUUGAGAACUGCAAACAGAUAUUCAUCCCCAAACAAAGGGGCCUCACAGAGCCUUAUCUGUGCUAUGUGUGGUAAUGAAUAUACUGCUGUUUCAGAUCUUUAUCAUCAUUAUUUACAGCACGCACAAUGUCAAGUGUAAUAAUAGCCUCAAUGUAUACGAUGCAACAGUGUACAGUACAUACCCACUCCACAUCAUACUCUACAACUAGAAAUCAUUUUUGCAUUACAGUACAUAGGAUGUAUAUAUUUUGUUUUGAUGUUCAAAGAUAAUGCACCCACGAGUGCAACCAUUUUUAGUAGUAAUUGUCAAAUUAAUCCAUUAAAAAUUAACUAACUUUUUUCACCUCAUACUGGAUUGUGUUUUUUUAUUAAUUUUUCAUGUGCAUCUUUGAAUUUAUUUUGAAGCAUAUAGCAGAUGUUGUGUUGAAAAUGUAAAUCUAAUCAGGCAUACAGACUAUUGUGUGAUGUUGGAAAUCAGUCGAUCCGACAUUUCCCAGGAAAACACUGACAAAUGAAUAAUGAACGUCUUGCGCUCUAAAAUAUAUGAUUUCAUUAAUUGUUGACGGUCUAUCUUGAGUAAAAUGCAGCCCUAUGGGGCACAAGCCAGUGCAAACUGUAGGCCGGUCCCAAGCCCGGAUAAAUGCAGAGGGUUGCGUCAGGAAGGGCAUCCGGCUUAAAACCUUGCUAAACAAAUAUGAGCGUUCAUCCAAAGAAUUCCAUACCGGAGCGGCCGUGGCCGGGUUAACAACGUCCGCCACCGGCGUCGUCAACCUGCAGGGCGCCAGUGGAAAUUCAGCUACUGUGGGUCGAAGUCUUUAGUUGGAAGACAUGGUGCUGCGAAUCCAGGAGUUGUAGUUGCAGACCUUGGCGUAGACACCAGGCUUGUUCCUCUGGGCGCAACCGUAACCCCAGGACACGACACCCUGAACCUGGCCAUUACACACCACAGGGCUACCAGAGUCUCCCUGCACAAGUACAAAAUACAUACACCGUGAGCACAAAAGGUUUUGGUUUGUUCGCUUGAAGACUCUUUUUACUCGAACCUGGCAGGAGUCUUUUCCUCUAGGAAUCCAGCACAGAACAUGUUUGAGGUAAUCUGUCCGGGGUAGGAAUUCCUGCAGCUGCUGUCGCUACGAAUUGGGGCAUCCAGGCACCUCAGACGAUCAGGGUAGUUGUCUGAAGAGGAGAAAAGAAAAUAGAUCAGACUGCAGGUGCCAGAGCCGGCACAGCCGGAGGGCAGGGAGACAGUGCGCACGUAGAUGUUGAGGGUGGCAGGCUUGCUCAGCUUGAUGAGCAUGAUGUCGGUGUCCAGGUUACGGCUGCUGUAUCUGGGAUGUCUGAUGACCUUGGCAGAGUUGAUGGAACUGCUCCGUGCCCUCAUUGACGGCGAUGUGCUCACCAAGACGCACCUGGAUGCGACUGCACGGAAACACACCACGGUUGGAUGACAUGGUGCUACGAAUCCAGGAGUUGUAGUUGCAGACCUUGGCGUAGACACCAGGCUUGUUCCUCUGGGCGCAACCGUAACCCCAGGACACGACACCUUGAAGCUGGCCGUUACACACCACGGGACCACCAGAGUCUCCCUGCAGGAGUCUUUGCCUCCCUCCAGGAAUCCAGCACAGAACAUGUUGGAGGUGAUCUGUCCAGGGUAGGAGUUCCUGCAGCUGCUGUCGCUCAGGAUGGGAGCAUCCAGGCACCUCAGACGAUCAGGGUAGUUGUCUGAAGAGGAGUAAAGAACUCAUGUUGCGGCUGCUGUAUCUGGGAUGUCUGAUGACCUUGGCAGAGUUGAUGAACUGCUCCGUGCCCUCAUUGACGGCGAUGUUGUGCUCACCAAGACGCACCUGGAUGCGACUGCACGGAAACACACCACGGUUAUGUCAACUUGAAAGGUUUUGAGAAGUAUUAGGAUGUCAGCAAACAUGUUCGCUCACGACUUGUAGCAGUGAGCGGCAGACACCACCCAGGUGCUGGAGAUCAGGGAACCUCCACAGAAGUGGUAGCCAGCGUUUAGAGAGACCUGGUAGGCCACAGAGUUCUUUCUGCACUCAUAUCCUCCAACAAUCUUGUCGUCCUCAUCGUCAAUGGGAGCAGCAACUGCAAUGCAUGCAUAACAUUUGUAUCAAACGCAAAAACCAAAAAUGUUCUGUUUUAUUGCCCACAGGAGAGCAGCGAAUACUCACAAGCUGCAGCACACAAGGCUAGGACAAUGAAGUACUUCAUGACUGUUCUGAAGCCAGUGGACCGACACAGUGGAGGAUUGCGUCGGAGGGGAUCCUCAUUUCAGGCUGGGAUGAUGCAUCUUUGUCAAAACAGCUGGGCGGUCAGAUGAACUCAACACUGGCCCAUUUAAGUACGUUUUAUUAACAUAGCGGAUUUACAAAUAUAGGAUCUGGGACCUGGACAUUCAAAUUAGAUUGAUUUUCAAGCAGGCACGCGGCGUUUUGAUCGACGUAUGUUGUGUGCUUUAUCAUUGGUUAUAUACGUGAUGUAUUUGCAUAGGUUAGAGGAACCAAUUUUCAGGUUAUAAUACCGCACUAGUUUUAUAAAGAUGGGAGGAACUCUAGUCUCGCCCUGUUCCAUCUUUUAUUACAGCUAUCAAAAUGUGGCUUGAUUGGCCUGAAUAGUGUAAUAUACAGUGCUUGAAGUGGAAUCGAUCUCUUUAUAUUUUCAUUUAACCUUUAUUUAGCCAGAAAAAAACAAACCGAGAUAAAAAAGAUCUCCUCAAAGAGUGUCCUGGUCAGGACAGGCAACAAACACACGAAACAGGUUUGACAGGACAAACUAAAAACAUCCAGACAAAACAAUCUCAUAACACAACAAUCCUAGAUGAUCGAUACAGUGUAGCAGUGGCUUGAAUUUACUCUCUGCUGUCUAUUUUGGUUGCACACUACUACUGGCGGGCUACAUAUUUGGGAACUGGCCCUUUAGUGGGGCCUUAAACCACCUCUUAAAACACAUUCACUGCCAUUGACGGCUUUAGAAGUCAAAUAUCCAUGUUAACUGGCAAACUAUCACAUCGCUAUUGUAGAAACCAAUACUGCACAAAAAUGCAAUGUAACAGCACACAACUGUGCCAUGUACAUUAUUUGGAGCGGUUUAGAAUCAAUAUUAUCUAAUGACAUGACAAAAACAUACAGCAUUUAAAUACAGCAUACUCACCAGGAAUGCGGAUUAUUAAAUUGUGCAGAUUACCACAACCGUGUCUCAGUCGUCGAAAUUUGCUUGCUCCGAACAAACCAACCAAUCAGAGGAAGGAAAAAUGCCCUUUGAGGACUUAAAAUCUGAUUGGUCAAAGAUAUGCUGAUAUAGUUGAUGUUACAUUGGCCGGGACUACUGAUUCUGAGUGCAGCCAGGAGAAACACUAUGAAAUGAGGAGUAAUAGAAUUUAGGUUGUAAAUGUAGGUCACUGCUUCUGAUAGUGUUUAGGCCAGUCGAGAAAGCUUUCCUGACCCUGACCGUCUACCACUACAGUGUAGUGACUUUAUAAUGUCUUAGACGGUAUCUGCGGAGAUACCUUGAUCCGGUGUUAAUGGGGCCGCACUCGUCAGCACCAGAAUUGGCCCCCCAGUCAGUUCUACGCUGAAAGCGGCCCCCGACCCAUGACGGAGUACUGCGAGGACGGGGGGCUGCUGUAUGAGCAAUCACCUCCCAUGCACAUCAAAGUGGAGUCUCCCGAGGGACACUCUGCAGGGGGGGCUUCCGACAACGGCUUCCCCAGGGAUGACGAUGACUCGGACGGCAGCUGUGACCAGAGCAGUGGACCGCGCGGGGGGCUGCCCUUCAACGUGGUAGUGGUGCACCCUAAACUCAUGGCGCCCGGCAUGUCCUCAGACGACCUCUUGUCCAUGGAACAAAACGGAGCUAUGUCAGCUGCACUUGCAGCCAAUGGCGCGGGCAAAAGAAAAAGUCGCUUCAGCGGCGCGGAACUUGAGGUGUUGGUGUCCGAGGUGACGCGGUGUGAAGGAGAGCUGUUCGGCCCGGCGGGGAGGCUCCGACGGCGCGAGAGGGAACGCAUAUGGGCAGGAAUCCUCGAGAGGGUCAAUGCCGUGUCUAGAGUCCCACGUACGCUUCGGGAGGUCAAAAAGCGCUGGGAUGACCUGAAGAGACGCAAUGGCGGCCGCCUGGCGGACGCCCGCCACCGUAGCUGGUCUCUGCCACCCGGCAGAUCGUCGACGCUCGGACAGUCCUCCCAGUCCAGCCCCAGGCUUCAACAUGGCAGGCAAAAGCAAAGCUCCAGACCAAAGCCCACUUUCACGUGCUUCCCCGAGUCGGACACUGGUUUUGGAGGGGAGGGGUCCGAAAAAGAUGCUUUGGACAAGGAUGACGACAAUCCAGAGCACGAGAGAGAUAUCGGGGAUCCUGACUGUGAAGACGAAGAAAACAGCAUGGAAGACAAACUAGGCCUUGGAUUAGGUCUGGGCAUCGGCGCGCCUCCAACCUCAGAACGAUGGCUUCCUCCCUCCCCGCUGUACAGCGCCCCUUUCUUAAACGGCAGCCCGGAGCCCAGCAGUCCUCAGCCGUCGCUCGGAGCGCAACAGGGUCCUCUCGAAGCCCCGCCACGCGGCUCCUGGCUCGAAGACGAGCUGCGAGGGGUCGGAGAGGCGGCAAUUCAGCUUGGAAAUCGGGUGGACAAGAGUCUGCGGGAAUUCGCCGACUGUUUCAGGCAGGACAUGAGAACGCUCGUCGCAUCGCAAGAGGCCUUGGCGCUCAGUCUCCAGCAAAACAACGUCCUCCUGCAGAGGCUUUUGGGAGUGCUGGAGGCGCAGCAGCAGCAGCAACGCGCGCCACAAACGAACCACUCGCAGACAUCGCAGCAACAGCAACAUAUUGAACAACAUUUACAGCAGCAGAUUGAAGACCCACGGCACACAGUGCAAGAGCAACACAAACUACAUCAGCUCCAGCUCACGCAGCAUUCAAACUGCCCCUCCGCUGGAGUCACGCUUCCUUCGUCGUCGCCGCCUGACCUACAAACCACUUUUCCCUCGCAUCCGCCCGCUGGCGUGAAUGGGUGCGUGCAAAAGCCGCGACGAGGAAGAGCUCUCGAUCACAGACGCAGGAGACGGCGCUGAAAACAGAAAGGACCGGCUGGCAGUUAAAAGCACACACUAGUUUGCAUACUUGCUCAAUAAGGGUGUGAAGGUGUGUCUUGUUGUUUUUUUUCUAUUGCUAUUUGGGGUUCAGCUUCAGAAAUACCCAUUGCACUUAAAAGUUGUCCUUAGAACUAUUAGAUGUGAGCCUAUAGGGUGGCCUUAAAUUUUAAAUGUACAUAUUUUUGUGCUAUAAGCCCUCCUAACAAAUUGUGUUGAGAAGCAACUCGACCCCUUUAGACACAUUCUUCCCAGUCCAGAAUUUAGUGGAGGUGUUUACAUUCAUGCUUUUCAAUAGAGCUUGUACUGUAAAAAAAAAAAAAAAACAUUGUCAUGUAAUGAAACUAUAACUUUUGGGGAGUAGUAUGGUAACUGGAAAGU
Molecule: messenger RNA, 8902 nt
Organism: Phycodurus eques (leafy seadragon)
Lineage: Eukaryota; Metazoa; Chordata; Actinopteri; Syngnathiformes; Syngnathidae
Product: myb-related transcription factor, partner of profilin
Exons: 9
Coding region: 7031-8503 (490 amino acids)
Cellular component (GO): nucleus
Source: RefSeq, a predicted model, not a curated record